This is a messenger RNA of Penicillium salamii, 588 nucleotides long. The record is from the annotation of a GenBank genome assembly. NCBI's taxonomy places the organism in Eukaryota, Fungi, Ascomycota, Eurotiomycetes, Eurotiales, Aspergillaceae.
AUGAAUGCGCUAUCCUCACCACACUAUGUGCGAUACGACAACUCUCGCGAAAACGAAUAUGUCGCCGCAAUGCGCCAACUGAUCUCCAAAGAUCUAUCCGAGCCCUACAGCAUCUACGUAUACCGCUACUUCCUAUACCAAUGGGGGGACCUAUGUUUCCUAGCAAUGGACGACAACAACGAAAUGGUCGGUGUGGUGGUCUCGAAGCUGGAACCGCACCGCGAUGGCCCACUGAGGGGGUAUAUUGCCAUGCUGGCCGUGCGCGAGGAAUACCGGGGUCAGGGCAUUGCUACGAAGUUAGUGCGCAUGGCUAUUGAUGCUAUGAUUGAGCGUGAUGCAGAUGAGAUUGUUCUCGAGACCGAAAUCACCAAUACCGGUGCGAUGAAGUUAUAUGAGCGUUUGGGAUUCUUGCGGAGCAAGCAGCUUCAUCGGUAUUAUUUGAAUGGCAAUUCGGCGUAUCGGCUUGUGCUUUAUCUUAAGGAGGGGGUUGGUGCGGUUCGGACGGGUCUUGAUCCGUACGGUCCGAUUCCGACCGGUCUACCGGAGGCUUGUGGGCAUUCCCAUGCGAAUAUGGGGUCGUUAAUGUGA